Messenger RNA from Lizanozyma spartinae, 483 nucleotides. RefSeq names its product snoRNA-binding protein (gene NHP2). The record is from RefSeq and is a predicted model, not a curated record. Gene Ontology annotation, cellular component: nucleolus; box H/ACA snoRNP complex. Bases 1 to 483 code for a protein of 160 amino acids. Gene Ontology annotation, molecular function: box H/ACA snoRNA binding. Gene Ontology annotation, biological process: ribosome biogenesis; rRNA pseudouridine synthesis; snRNA pseudouridine synthesis. The transcript has a single exon. Lineage: Eukaryota; Fungi; Ascomycota; Pichiomycetes; Serinales; Debaryomycetaceae.
AUGGGCAAAGAUAAGAAGGAAAAGAAGGAAACCAAGACCGUUGCUGUCGAAGGUGGUGAAGAUAACUAUGAAAAGAGGUUACCAGCUCUUUUGAAGUUUGCACAACCAUUGGCACCCAAGAAGAUGAACAAGAAGAUUUUAAAGACUGUUAAGAAGGCAUCGAAAGCUAAACAUGUUAAGAGAGGAGUUAAGGAAGUUGUCAAGGCUUUAAGAAAGGGAGAGAAGGGAUUGGUUGUUGUUGCUGGGGACAUUUCUCCACCUGAUGUUAUUUCCCAUAUUCCAGUUUUAUGUGAAGAUUCAUCUGUACCUUAUGUAUUUAUUCCAUCAAAGGAAGAUUUGGGAUCUGCUGGAGCCACCAAAAGACCUACUUCAUGUGUUAUGAUUGUUCCUAAUGGUGGGAAGACCAAGAAGAAUGCUGAUAAGACUGGUGAAUACAGAGAAUCUUUUGAUGAGAUUGUUAAGGAGAUUCCAGGGUUGGCUUAA